Eurytemora carolleeae is the source of this 1582-nucleotide messenger RNA. Its product is annotated as erythrocyte band 7 integral membrane protein. Gene Ontology annotation, cellular component: plasma membrane. The transcript has 14 exons. Lineage: Eukaryota; Metazoa; Arthropoda; Copepoda; Calanoida; Temoridae. The record is from RefSeq and is a predicted model, not a curated record. Bases 122 to 1168 code for a protein of 348 amino acids.
ACAGCUGAAGUAGGGUUGCUUUAGUUAAUUGCAAAAUUUUAAAUAACAGUUGGUAGAUAUCUACAUUGAAUAUUACUAUGAAUCAAAAACUACAUAUAUUCUACUUUUUAAGAAAAUUAAAAUGUACGAUCUUCAAGUUUCUCAGUGGUCAAGUUCUUCUCGAAGUAGACUAGUUGCUACCUUUCUUCUUCAUGCUCUAUCCUACCUACUAGUUGCUAUUACAGUUCCUUUUUCUUUGUUCUUUGUACUCAAAAGGGUUCGGGAGUUCGAGAGAGCUGUCAUUCUGGGGUCUACACUGGAAAAGGCUUGUGAGCGUGGACCAGGGCUUAUUUUUGUCCUUCCAGGCUUAGAGAAGUGCCAAAUUGUGGAUACUAGAACCAAGGUAUUCGAGGUUCCUCCUCAACAAAUCCUCAGUACUGAUUCUGUAACUUUGACAGUAGAUGCAGUAAUAUAUUACAGAGUUUUCGACCCAGUGAGAGCGGCAAUAUCAUCCAUUGAUUAUAAUCAGGCUGUUCGAAGUCUGGCCUCAAGCACGAUGGGUUCAAUCCUUGGAACCUAUAGACUUUCAUCUCUUCUUUCAGAUAGGGAAGAAAUAGCAGGACAGAUCCUUAACACAUUCCGGUCAGCCUGUGACCCAUGGGGUAUAGCUGUGCAGCGGGUUGAGAUAAAAAGUUUGGUUGUUGCAAAAGAAAUGGUGAAAUCUAUGGCUAUAGAGGCACAGGCUGAAAGGGAAGCUAAUGGUCUUCUAAUUCUUCAAGAAGGAGAAGCAAACUGUCUUCAACAAAUCAGAAAAGCAGCAGAUGAAAUGAACCAAGCUCCAACAUCGUUAGUUCUAAAAUAUUUACAGGUUCUGAGUAAUGUAUCAAGCCAGAAGAACAGCACCUAUAUUGUACCUUUACCAAAGGAAUUUUUCCAAAGUCAGGAGAAUUACGUUCAUCAGUAUGAGAACUAUGCUCCUCCUCCUGCUCCUGUUCAUAGAGUUCACCACAUCAAUCCUACGCCUGUUCAUCCUGCUCCUGCAUAUACUCCUACUGUUCAUUCUGCUCCUGCACACACCCCUCCUGUUUAUCCUGCUCCUGCGUACACUCCUCCUGUUCAAGAUAUUAUAAAGGAUCCAGAUUAUGAUGAAAUUAUCACAGAUCAUUCAGAAAUGAUCAUUCUAAAAUAAAGAAUAACAAUGUAGUUGAAAUGUCAAGUGAUUCUUUUUAUUAAAUGAAUUCAGGCCUGAUUCACAAAGAUACCCUUAACAUCUUCAUCUGAUCGCUUGAAAAGACGUGAAUUCUAAAAACUUUCUCCACUUUUUCUGAACCAGAAACUCGAAAGUAAGUUUAUAAAUAACCAAUUUUCGAAGAAAAAAUAUGAAUGACUCAUGCAAUCUUGAUAAUUGUGAAUUGGACCUACCAUUCUACAAAAUGAAGGGUCAUUUGAAACUACUAAUGCAGACCAACCUGUAAAAAAUAUUUUGUUACAAAUUCCCUCUCCUUCGUAAAAUCUAUAAAUUUUUAGUUCUAUUAUAACAAAGACGUUAGUGGUGUAUCGUAGAAAAACCUGUAAUCUUUGAAAUUUAAUGCAAAUAAAAGUC